This is a messenger RNA of Quercus lobata, 1862 nucleotides long. Its product is annotated as diaminopimelate decarboxylase 2, chloroplastic-like. Bases 165 to 1622 code for a protein of 485 amino acids. Gene Ontology annotation, cellular component: chloroplast. Lineage: Eukaryota; Viridiplantae; Streptophyta; Magnoliopsida; Fagales; Fagaceae. Gene Ontology annotation, molecular function: diaminopimelate decarboxylase activity. The record is from RefSeq and is a predicted model, not a curated record. The transcript has 8 exons.
UUAUUAUUUUCACUCUCUGAGAACGAUGCCUACUCUUUUUUUUUCUUUUUUUUAAUCCUUUUUUCUCUUGAUUUUCUGGGCUGUACGUAGUGUUAUGUUUUUAGAGACCCUAAUUCUUUUAGAGGCCAAUUAUCAAACAGUUCUCAGGCAAUCUUUCUUCGUCGAUGGCGGCUACAGGUACACACUUCCUCUGCUACUCCCCAACCUUUACCAAAACCUUAAAUCACUCUCUCAACCAAAACCCAUUUUUCAAAAUCCCAACUUUAUCUCUCAAAACCACCCAAAAGCUGUCUCUCUCUCUUAAAGCCAUUCUCUCCCAAAACCCUGCAAAAGCCCUAAACCAAAACACCUCAUUUCAGCAUUGUUUCACCAAAUCCUCAGAUGGGUUUCUUUACUGUGAGGGCCUUAAGGUCCAGGAAGUCAUGGACUCUGUUGAGAAGAGGCCAUUCUAUCUCUACAGUAAGCCACAGAUAACUAGAAACUUUGAGGCUUAUAACCAGGCUUUGGAAGGUCUGAGCUCUAUUAUUGGGUAUGCUAUUAAGGCCAACAAUAACUUGAAGAUUUUGGAACAUUUGAGACAGCUUGGUUGUGGUGCUGUGCUUGUCAGUGGAAAUGAGCUGAGGCUGGCACUCCAUGCUGGUUUUGAUCCCACUAAGUGUAUUUUUAAUGGGAAUGGAAAACUUUUGGAGGAUUUGGUUUUAGCCGCCGAAGCUGGUGUUUUUGUUAAUGUUGAUAGUGAAUUUGACUUGGAGAAUAUUGUAGCAGCUGCAAGAAUAGCUGGCAAGAAGGUUAAUGUUUUACUUCGGAUCAACCCAGACGUGGACCCUCAAGUCCAUCCUUAUGUUGCCACUGGGAACAAGAACUCCAAAUUUGGUAUUAGAAAUGAGAAGUUGCAAUGGUUCUUGGAUGCUGUAAAGGCACAUCCUAAUGAGCUGAAGCUAGUGGGAGCUCAUUGCCAUCUUGGGUCCACCAUCACCAAGGUGGACAUAUUCAGGGAUGCUGCGGUUCUUAUGGUCAACUACAUUGACGAAAUCCGAGCUCAAGGUUUUGAAGUUGAUUACUUAAAUAUUGGAGGUGGACUUGGGAUAGAUUAUUAUCACGCUGGUGCCAUCCUUCCCACACCCAGAGAUCUAAUUGAUACUGUUCGAGAGCUGGUCCUUUCACGAAAUCUUAAACUCAUCAUUGAACCUGGGAGAUCAUUGAUUGCAAAUACUUGUUGCCUGGUUAAUCGCGUUACUGGGGUCAAAACUAAUGGAACAAAAAACUUUGUGGUGAUCGAUGGAAGCAUGGCUGAACUUAUCCGUCCUAGUCUUUAUGAUGCUUAUCAACACAUAGAGCUGGUUUCUCCUGCACCACCUGAUGCAGAGACCUCAACCUUUGAUGUGGUGGGCCCUGUCUGUGAGUCAGCAGAUUUCCUGGGAAAGGAUAGAGAACUUCCAACUCCAGCCAAGGGAACUGGUCUGGUUGUUCAUGAUGCUGGUGCUUACUGCAUGAGCAUGGCAUCAACUUAUAAUCUUAAGAUGCGCCCACCAGAGUACUGGGUUGAAGAAGACGGAUCAGUGACCAAAAUCCGGCAUGGAGAAACAUUUGGAGAUCAUUUAAGAUUCUUCAAAGGGCUUUAAUCAACAUCAUGGGUUGUGUCUGUAACUAUAGAUUAAGAUACCUGUGAUUCACUCUUGAUGCAUGGUUGCAUUAUUUCAUGCUGGAUGUUGUGAAUUUGAAUAUUGAAUUUGCAGAUGCAUUUUCUGUUUGCACCAGCCUCUUAUUUGAGAAGAAGCAUGAACUUAAAAUUUUCAAUAUUUUGAGAAAGGAAUAAUGAGAACUGAGAAGCCCUGAUAAAUCAACUAAAUAAGAUUUCUUCA